Molecule: messenger RNA, 945 nt
Organism: Parnassius apollo (apollo)
Lineage: Eukaryota; Metazoa; Arthropoda; Insecta; Lepidoptera; Papilionidae
Source: the annotation of a GenBank genome assembly
AUGAAACUAGUCGAUCAAGUUGUUAGAAGUUUUAAGGUAGCAAAAGUGUUUCGAGAAAACACGGACAAAAUAAACAGUAUAGACUUUUCACCUAAUGGCGAGACAUUAAUAUCAUGUAGUGAAGAUGAUCAAAUUGUUAUAUAUGACUGUGAAAAAGGCACUCAAAUGAUUACAGUUAAUAGCAAGAAAUAUGGUGUUGACUUAAUACAUUUCACACACGCCAAAAAUACAGCCAUUCACAGUUCUACAAAAGUUGAUGACACAAUAAGAUAUUUGUCUCUUCAUGACAACAAAUACAUUAGGUAUUUUCCAGGUCACACAAAAAAAGUUGUUACACUUUGUUUGUCACCAGUGGAAGAUACAUUUUUAUCUGGAUCCUUAGACAAAACAUUGCGUCUUUGGGAUUUACGUUCACCAAAUUGUCAAGGUUUAAUGCACUUAUCGGGACGACCUGUUGCAGCUUAUGACCCUGAAGGACUUAUAUUUGCAGCUGGAGUUAAUUCUGAAAGUAUAAAACUAUAUGACUUGAGGUCAUUUGACAAAGGUCCUUUUGUUACAUUUAAAUUGAAUCAAGAAAAGGAAUGUGACUGGACAGGAUUAAAAUUUUCACGUGAUGGAAAAACUAUGUUGAUAAGUACAAAUGGAUCAAUUAUACGGUUAGUGGAUGCAUACCAUGGUACUCCUCUUCAGACAUUCACUGGACAUCUGAACAACAAAGGCAUACCUAUUGAAGCAUCAUUUAGUCCCGAUUCACAGUACAUUUUUAGUGGAUCUACAGAUGGUAGAGUACAUGUGUGGAAUGCAGAUACUGGAUACAAAGUCUGUGUUUUAAAUGGAGAUCAUCCAGCACCAAUUCAAUGUGUUCAGUUUAAUCCUAAAUUUAUGAUGCUAGCAUCUGCAUGUACUAAUAUGGCAUUUUGGCUCCCUACAAUUGAUGAUGUUUAA